GAAAUGUGGUAUGUUUUUUUGGACAGGACAUGGUUGUCGGAGGAACAGACACAACCUCAAACACAGUUGAGUUUGCCUUGGCUGAGAUGAUGAACAAGUCACAAGUUCUGAGAAAAGCCCAACAAGAAGUUGAGACAGUAGUUGGCAAAGACAACAUAGUGGAAGAAUCGCACAUUCAUAAAUUACCCUACUUAUACGCGGUGAUGAAAGAGACUCUGCGCCUCCACCCCGCCCUGCCGCUCUUGGUGCCUCACUGCCCCACUGAGUCCUGCAUUGUCGGAGGCUACACUAUUCCCAAAGGUGCUCGUGUUUUUGUUAAUGUGUGGGCUGUGCAUAGAGACCCUUCAAUUUGGACAAACCCAUUGGAGUUUGAUCCAGAGCGGUUUUUGGGGGAUUCUAAGUGGGAUUAUAGUGGGAAUGACUUCAAUUAUUUCCCAUUUGGGUCCGGGAGAAGAAUUUGUGCAGGGACUGCAAUGGCGGAGAGGAUGUUCAUGUUUUCGCUUGCUUCGCUUGUGCACUCUUUUGAUUGGAAAUUGCCUGAAGGAGAGAAAUUGGAUUUGGAAGAGAAGUUUGGUAUUGUGUUGAAGAAGAAGGUACCUCUUGUUGUAAUCCCAACGCCAAGGUUAUCUGACCCAGCGCUAUAUGAGUAAAAUCCAGAGAAGAUUGUUACUAAAAACAAGAAAAAUGAAAGAAAAUAAGAGAAAAAGGUUCUGGUGCUUGAUGUAGGUUCCAUGUUUGGAAUGAAGGUCCCAGGACGAUGCAUUUGCAUGUUGUAUUAAUUACCCAAAAGUUGAGAACUUCAUGUUCAUUUUUACACUUGAAUUUUCAUUUUUCUAAAUGAAUUGCUGAUUGUCCAAUGCCUUUGUAAACAGACUUUUCUUUGAAAUUAAUGUGCAUUUCAAAUACUAAAGUGUUGUUA
Messenger RNA from Camellia sinensis, 919 nucleotides. The record is from RefSeq and is a predicted model, not a curated record. Lineage: Eukaryota; Viridiplantae; Streptophyta; Magnoliopsida; Ericales; Theaceae.